CUCUUUCAUGUAAUUUUUGAAUGAAUUGUGUUUGCCUACAGUUCUUAUGCUCCAUCUAUGAUUGUUAUGCUUUGGAUUUGCCUCUUCAUGUAUUAUCUAUGAUUUCCUAGUUAAUUAGGGUUUGAUCUAGAAAAUGAUGGCAAUGGGGCGGGGGCAUGAAGGGUACCUUAAUACCCAUGCCCACCCCAGGCUACUAUGGGUCGGGGCGGGUCGACCCACUCUUAAAUGUUAUAUGAAAAAAAUACACUCAAAAUUUUACGUUUUAUGAUAAACAUUAAACAAGGGGGAAAACACUUUAUGAAUGAAAAAUAGUGACAAUAGAACAGGUAAUUAAGUUUAACAAGUUGAAAGGCCGAGUAUGACUAGUUGAUGAAAAGUCGAAAUAUGAGAAAUAUGAAUAGAUAUUGUAAGAAAUGGAGGUAAAAUAGGCCAAGAAUGGGGCAGGGUGGGUUGAAAGUAGAUACCCAUGUCCCGCCCCAUGCUACUGCGGGUCGGGUAAUACUCACCCUAUCGUGGGUCAGGUCAGGAUAUGUGUGGAUUGAGCAGUCUUGCAUGAUUUGUUUGGAUGUUGGAUCUAGGAGUUUAGUAUGGUAGGCGAGGCGAUCGUACCCCUAUCUAUUAGGCGUCAACCUAGGCAAUGAUAGGGAGUCAAGUGCAUGACCAUCAAAUUAAUGGCCUAGUGUGUAGAUGGGUAGAACCCAUUUAGAGGAGACAGGUAUAUAAAUGCAUCGUGAAGCUAGCUGAAGUGACAUUGGGCUAGUGGAUCGAUGUAGGAGAGGGAUUGGUUGCAUGACCAUUGAGCCAAUUCUCGUAUUAGCAAUCUCCACACCUCGAUUACCAUGGAUCUUCAUUAUAUCUUUUGCAUGCUAUCUCUAGUGGUUAGGGCGAGGGAGGCACCCUAAGUACCUCUUAUCUCAUAUCAUCCUCUUGUUCAUUAAUCUCUAACUUUCCAUCGGCUCCGUAACAAGUCGACUGGAUAAAAACUGAGUCAAAGUAGCCUAGACUACCAUUACCCAUGGAAUAUGACCUUGGUCAGCUGUUGUACUAGCAACACCAUCUUGAGUUAUUCUUGGCUCAACACGGAUUUAAAUUAUGACAAGCACAACACGGAUCAAGAAAAUGGCUAUGUUGCUCGGGACCAAUGGUAACUAGUUGAGAGAUUUAGGUUGUUAACUUAGUCUUACUUUCUUUCUUAUAUUAGUAGUAGUAGCAGUAUUGCAUAGUAAUAUAUUUUAAUGUUCUUUCAUUUCUUUUGCUUUCUUUCUUUGCUUUGUUUUCUCCCACCUUUGCCCUUAAAGGUGUUUUUGUUUUUCGUUUGCGUAGGUUGAAUCAUGGAUCCAUAUGGCUUCUCCAACACAUGAAGGUAUCGACGAAUAACCGAAAGAGGCCAUCCCGAAGCUUCAUCGAGAAAUUAAGAUAGUUGGAAGCCAUGGAUUUGGCUUCUAUGAUCAACCUGCCUUCUAUGAAGAACAACCCUAUCCUUGGGGGUUUCAAGAGGCUUCCUCAUACCAGGAAGACUUCACUCUACAACCGGAGACCGAGAUCCCAUUGGAGCUUUCCAUGGGGAAAUUUGAAAAGGUGUUCUCUAAUGUGGUCCUCCCAUCCAUCACCUCUUCGGAUUGCACACUCGUACAUACAUAGAAGGAAUCCCUCAAGAAGGUGGCAAAACUAGCAGAGGUUGUUGAGCAAGCUUGUGUACAACUAGCUCACGAUAAUCUCUUGGCUACUACAAAUAUGGAGACGGUUGAAGAGGCGAUCCAUGAGUACUUUGAGGAGAAAGAAGAACUUAUCACGAAGAGCUUUCGUGAUGAUGUUGAGCAAACAUGUCCUUUGGGGGUAUAUCACACCCUUCCAUUCCCAAGUAUGAGCUUCAAAGAUGCACAUGAGAAAGGCAAGAAGAAGAGGUCUCGUGGGUGGAGAUUAAAUUCUCCCCAAGUCCAAGAGUAUUGAUGUGUUUUAAUAUUUUUAAAUCGAAGCGCACUCACGUCAAUCCUAACAAGGCCAAGAUAGGGAUGCUGUAAGUGGCUCAGUCAUAUUCCAAGGGUCACGGUAUUCUAGGCUAUUUAGCCUCGGUUGUUAUCUAGUCAACCUGUUACUUAAUAGGUGGGCAGUUGACGAUUACUGACUCGCACGAAACUACACCACUAUAAAAUCCCGAAUUGAGUCCAAGUUCUUAAACUCUAGUCGGGUGCGGUAUAGAGCAAGUAUUUAGAUAUCAACCCGGGCCAGUCUGUCUACCCCUACUUUGGUUGUUGAAAUCAUUAUCUAGCUACAAAGUUUUGGUUUGAAAGUUUGCUAAUUAUAACAAAACAAAGCAAAGGUAAAUGGGUUCAAAAGUUUGCUAAAUAUAUAUAUAUAUACUUCGUCCAUUUAAUUCCCCCCGCCUGUCCAUUUAUUCUCAUCGUUUCCAAUUCUCAACCGAGAGAAAACCAGAGAAACAAAGCACACGCGGAGCGCUCGGCCAAAAAUUUCAAAGCUCAAAUUCUUGAGCCCUAGUGAUCCAAAAAUCCCGUAAGUAAUGCCUAAUUCAUUCUUACAUCGUGAUUUAUCGAUUUAGAGCUUUAAAACGAGUUUUUGGUUCAGGAAUUUCUUGAUUUCCCGAUAAGCCAAAUUAGGGUUUCGGAGUAUCCGGAAGCCGGAUUGAGCCCAAAUUUCAUAUACGAGCUUCCUGCAGCGAGGUAAUCAAUCAUCUAGUUCUAAUCCCUGAAUUUCGGCUAUUAUUUAGGCCGAGGUCCAAACCGCUGAAUUUAGCUCCGGCCAGGGUUUGAUGUGUUUUUAUCAAGAAUUUGACCCGGAGCCUAGAACUAAUAUUGACGGGAAUACUGUAGGGGAUAUUAGGACGGUCUCGGAUUUUAAUUCGGGGUUCGUUCGUGAAAUUGAAGUUUUAGUACGGGGAGGUUAAACCGGUGUUUGAACGACCAGAACUGGUGAGGGAUUAGCACGGCAUACCGGGUUUGUCGUAUCACGAUAAUUAUAUUGAUGCUUAGAAUUGAUCUAGGUGAACUAGAAUGGCAUGAUUAGGGGUGUAUGAACUUUUGUGCUAUAUGUUGAACCCUGGAUUGCUGUAUGAUAUUAUUGACUUGCCCUAAUCGAUAUGAACCUUGUUUAUGCUGAUGAUUGUGUAUAUGUUGCAAAUUGUGGGCUUGACUGUUAAUAUGCUUUACGAUGGUUCGAGAAGGUGAUUAGGUAUGAUUUUUCAUGAUUGUUGUAUUUGGAUGCACAAGUGGGAAAAUAUAUAUUCCCUGGUGAUAUUAUGAUGUUUAAAGAGGAUGACUUGCACGAGGGUUUAUCCCGAGGAAGUGCAAUUAUACGACUCCUGAUUUACCUAUGUUGAGCCAAUUAUGGCCAGGUCAAGUUCAUGUGCAAGUAAUGAAUUAUGAUUAAGCAAGAUGAGAUAUGAAUCAUGUACAAAGAUAUCAAAUAUGAGUAUUGUGGUCUCACGGUCAACUACAUAGUAAUUAGGGCUCCCUAUGCUAUUACUCUAUUAUGAUAUGUAUGAUAGUUACACCUCUCAUGUGGUGGUGACUGAAGAAUUCUUACGAGAUAUGACCACACCCAGAGCGGUGUCGGGGUAUGACUACACCCAUAGUGGUGUGGGGUAUGUAUGACCACAUCCGACGGGAUGUUGGGGUAUGUAUACCUACAUCCGACGGGAUGUGGGGUGUGUUUCCCGGGAGAGUUAUUAGCAUGGGAGUAGCCAGGCGCCUAUGAGUAAAACAUGAUAAGAUGCAUAUGCAUAAGUCAAGGUGGUUGAGUCUUUUGCCUAUUGGGAUGUCGGAGGGCUGAGAUCUGAUCCUAGUGCUUUGGCUUGUUUGCUAGAUGUAUGGUAGUGGUAUGCUUUGUUAUGAACUCACGAUGCUAUGAUUAUCUCACUCAGCUAUGAGUUGACCCUCUUUUAUUCUUCUUCUCUGCUUAUGCUAUGUGUAAGCAGAUCAUCAGCAGCAGCAGUAGAUAAGUGUUAGGUGGGAGAGGAGCUAGAGUUGAAGCCAGGAUGAGGUAUGGUCUUCAACUAUUCUAUGCUUGGACUACUACUCGGGAUUUUGGCCAGUGAUCCACACCUUUUUGUAAAAAUGUUUUGAGAACGUUUGUCAUGUGCAUACUAGCUUCUGAUGUAGUGUGAGAUAUCCACAGGUGUGGAAAGUUGAUGAUAUGUGUAUAUUUAUGUGGUUGUGUAAGUUAUGACGACUAUGAUAUGUAUUAGUAAGGUAUGCAGUUGUGGAGUAUGAAACUGUGCCAUGGCUAAGAAAAGCCAAUGCAUAUGGUUGUAAGUAUAUAUGUUUGUGAUGAAUUAUUUUGCAGGAUAAGUUGCAAGAACUGUUAGCCCAUUACGCGAGUAAUUCAUGUCGAAAUUUUAUUUGGGUAAAUUUUGAUAAUUAAUGUAACACCCGAGAUUAAUUCCGCUGCAAUUGUAUGAACAAUAUGAUUAGGCAAAACGUAUAGGGUAGGGUGUUACAAAUGGGCUCUCCCCUCUCUCCUCCUUUCAGCUCAUUAUUUAAACCAAAGAUGAGCUGAGUUCACAGCCUGAGUUCACGGCCGUAAACCACGAAACGCGUACUUGAACUGCCGGCAUGUGCCAAAACGCACCGCUUUGAGCUCUUCUGUUCACGAUCAACAACCUUCGUUCAAGGUCUUAGUGACCGUGAACUCACCUUGCGUUAGUAACCUCCGUUUUGACUCUGGAAGCCUCAUGAUUCACGGUCAAGGCAUCUUCUUCACGGUCAUGCAAUACCGUGAACUUCCUUGGUUAGCCGUGAACUGACCAUUUUUCACCUCUUCUCUCGGUUUUCGAUCCUUUUCGCCCAACUUUCGGCUCCGAGGCUGGUUUCACCUGUUAAAUCAUGAAACAUACUAAAACACCAGGAACCUAGCAUAAACCCAACCUUUUAGGAGCGAAUUUGGCACAAAUAUCUAAGUAAAACGGGGGUAAAACAUGUACAAUUAGGCCGAAUCACACUCCCAAACUUAAACGUUUGCUUGUCCCCAAGCAAACCAUUUUACACAAAGGUAAUAUUUCAACCUACAAAAAUACUAUCGGGACAACUCAAAGGGCACAAAGUGGGAAUUCUCAAUGGCUAUUGGCAAUCAAUACAUGGACCGUUGGAAGCAAUACCGACAUCCACCACAAACGACAUUCGAAGCCACCAAAAAUGGGCAAACAAAAAGUUCUCACCUUGUUCAUGGAUCAAUGCAAGUCACAACAAGACCACUCAUCAAUCACAACCAACCAUGAAUGGAAUUCAAGUCCGAGGAACAAAUGGAAAGGCAACAAAGGUUCGCACCGGGGUAUGAUAUGACAUGCAAAACAAGAAUGAAUCACUCACUCUCAAGACCAGUGGGUUGGCACCUUUUUGGUGCAAAAUAUGUGCACAAUCAUAAACUCUCGGCCUUAUCGUCUCAAUACCACGGUGGUAACCUCUAGAUGCUAGAGUUCACGGGAUGGUUGUCACCACUAGCUCGUCCGGAGGUCUUAGACAUGGGUUCAGAUGACUGGCAAUUGUCAUGGACAUGGGAAAAAGGCUUUUUGGGUGGUGGCAAUCAUGACGCGAGGUUCUACAUCUUCAAACUAAACCCAAAGGUUCUAUGGUUUCGACUAAAACCCCUCUUUUCAACCCAAGGCCACUAGCCCCGGCCAAAAUCCUUAUCUCUCCUUUCCAAACUAUUACCCAUUGUGAACUACAUUGAAGCACACUUCCUCGGUCUACCCUUGCUAGCACAUUAAGGUUUGGCAGUGAAGGAUUUCUAAAACAAUGUGGGGGUUUCGAUGGCUUGGGUGCCAAGAAACCCCGCCUAGAGCA
Molecule: messenger RNA, 5795 nt
Organism: Linum trigynum
Lineage: Eukaryota; Viridiplantae; Streptophyta; Magnoliopsida; Malpighiales; Linaceae
Source: the annotation of a GenBank genome assembly